AAGACCAAAGUAGCUACAAUUUUUGCACCAGCCUGUGUUUUAGCAGCACUGUUUUGUUUACUGGUAAGCUUUCUAUAAACAGUUUAUCUCCUCCUUUACUCAACACUGGUUUCAGCAAAUACUGGAAAACAGAAACAACACAAGGAUGAAGUGAGACUACAGGAGCCAAAAGGAGUUGUUAAUCUGCACAUUUUUAACAAAGUUUAUUUUAUAUAAGGGUAACAGAAGUGUUUACAUUAUCUCAGGAAUAAAUGCACAGUGGAUUCAUCCUGUGUUCAGGGUCAGUACGUGCAGAACUCCAAUAUAACAGCCAGUCCACAGAUGGUAGUACCAACCUCAAAUCCCAAGCGAGUGGUCAACAUAAGAGCAAAAAGCAAGCAAUCCACUUGAGCCUGCCUGAGCUGAGGAGUUAUCAGCUGGUCCCUCCACAACAAUAGAAGAGGAGGCAUACAAACAGUGACAGAACACAAUCAUGGCAUCAGCAGGGAUGCAGGUCUUUGCUUUCUUCCUGGCUUUGUUUGGUGUGUUUGGAGUUAUCAUAGCAACACUGUUACCGAACUGGAAGGUAAAUGCUGACGUGGGAUCCAAUAUCAUAACAGCAGUAAUACAGAUGCAGGGGCUCUGGAUGGACUGCACCUGGUACAGCACUGGCAUGUUUAGCUGCACAUUAAAAUACUCAAUCCUCUCCCUGCCUGCUUAUAUUCAGACGUCUCGGACCAUGAUGGUCUUGUCUUGUGUCAUUUCAGCACUAGGGAUCUGCAUUUCCACAGUUGGAAUGAAAUGUACCAGGCUUGGACGGGAACAACAAACCAAAAAUCAUGCUGCUGUUGUUGGAGGAAUAUGCUUUCUGAUAUCUGGGUUGCUCUGUUUGAUCCCUAUAUCUUGGUUUACAACCAAUAUAAUUUCAAGUUUUAUGGAUCCAACUGUUCCAAACAGCACCAAGUAUGAGCCUGGUGGAGCAAUUUACACUGGAUUUGUUUCAGCAGGAUUCUUGUUUGCUGGGGGGCUGAUGUUCUGUACAUCCUGUUUUAAAAAGCAUCCAGCACCAAAUAUGCAUCCCCCUAGAAAACAGCAGGGUACAGCUUCACAACCAGAUGUUGAAGAUAAGGCAGGUUAUAGUUUGCAAGACUACGUGUAAAUAAAAGCAUAAGCUGGGCGGUAUGUUAUGGCUGCAUUUGUUUUCUUAUUGUUACUGAAAAAAAAGCAUAGCCCUUUAUAUAAGCAUGACGUGCUCAAUAAGUAAACUAAUAAAUAACAUAAAAAGACAUUCUAAAUGCGAAAAACAGAACAUUUUCUACCAGAUGGCAUUCUUCAAAAAAAUCCCAGUGCUGUGGAUUCACUACACAGGUGGCAAAUAAUAAAUGACAAAAGAAGACGGAAUAGGUAUGUAACUGUUUCAGAAACAUAAUUCUCAGCUACCUUUUGCUCUUGAAGGUAAUAGUGACGGCACUAUUAAAGAAUUCAAACAAUGCCCUAUACUCUGUUCUAAUUUUAGCACUGGCUAAUCACAUCAGAUACACAAGAAAGUGUUCAAUGGAUGCCAGGUGUUGCCCAUUGUUUUUAAACAUGGUUGCAUGCGCUUUUCAAACCAUUUUCAACUGCCAUGGAAACAGUAUUCAAUAUAAAACAUUCACACUGUUUGACCACACACUGAACAGACAAGGGCCAUCAGACAUUCUAACAAUGCUGUCAAAGCAGAGAUGCUUUUAACCUGGAAGACAUUUUAUCUGGAGAAGCUAUGCAGCAAAUAACCAUAUCGACUACAAAGCAAAGUUCACAUUCUGUUCAUAGCAUUUUCUGUCAGUUAAGAAUUCUCACAAUUGUCUUUCUCUCUGCUGUUCUACUUGCAUGCGAUACAUUCAUAAGGGAUGAGUUACAUAUAAAAUGACAGGCUACAGUCUGAAAAUUAGCUAUGUCAUUUUUAGAAACAUCUUUUCUUAUGGUUAUGCUUUGACUUUACAUGUAGUAUUCUCCAUUUUUUGCAUCUAACAUUAACCACCACUCCAGAAUGCUCAAUUUAUUCAGAAAGAUUGAUGUGUAAACCUCACUUUGAAGUACAGCUAUAGAUUAGAAAUUAAACAUAACAAGAAAACACAGUCCUCUGUUGACCCUGCAGACACACGGCUUUUUUUAAAUUUUACAUGCGAGGUUUUUGGCACACUAACAGUUUUUUUAUGUAGUGAUACACCUAAAUGUGGAUUCCAUACAUUCAUGCAACAUGGGCUGAAGAACAAUUUUUAUUACAAAGCUAAUACCUCAAGGUUGCUGAAACUAUGCAUCUAAGUACAAUACUGUGUUAAUAAAAAGGACAUUGACAGCACCUUUAUAAUAAAAUGCCUUACACCACUAAUCUAUAAAUGAUACAUUCCAGUUGAGCACAAACAUCAGAAAGGCAUAAAGUGAAUCACAACAAAAGUUGAAUUAGUAUUUAUAAAAGCAUCAUCUUUUUAGAAACAAAUGUUUUGUUAGAUGAUUUACCCUGCUGUUAGUCAAUACCUGCACCAUCUGAACACUAUAACAAAUGCAUGACAGAAUUAGUUGUUUGCAAGCAAUAAUAAAAAUGCCUUUUUACAUGUAGUUAGUGUAGAAUAUAUAGGCACUUGGUGACUCAAACCAAAACAAGAGAAAUCUGAAGAGUUUUACUUGCUGUAUGCUGUACGAAUGAAACUAAUACCAUUUUUUAAUCACUAUGGUUUCCUGAAGGAGCAGUUAUGUAAAACGGUAAAUAAAGAUAAAAAUCCAUUUAACUGUA
Messenger RNA from Protopterus annectens (West African lungfish), 2752 nucleotides. It is a transcript of the gene CLDN20, whose product is annotated as claudin 20. The record is from RefSeq and is a predicted model, not a curated record. NCBI's taxonomy places the organism in Eukaryota, Metazoa, Chordata, Ceratodontiformes, Protopteridae. Gene Ontology annotation, biological process: bicellular tight junction assembly; cell adhesion. Gene Ontology annotation, cellular component: bicellular tight junction; plasma membrane. Bases 473 to 1138 code for a protein of 221 amino acids. Gene Ontology annotation, molecular function: structural molecule activity. The transcript is spliced from 2 exons.